CGUUUGAUUUCACAAGCUACUUCCGCGUUGUUAGCAUUAAGCUACCUGCUCUCUGAAAAGUAGUUCACUCCUGUCAUUUGUUCAGACCCCGACCGGUGUUUCCACCAAGGACGUUUCUUCGACAACAGGAGAGAAGCUUUCAAGGUUUUGGGCAGAAAGUGGUGUCAGGUCUGGUCCAGGGUCGUUGAACGGUUAAUGCACAGAGUAAAGAGGCUGAAAAUUGAAGACAAAACAGAAGACGGCCAGGAAAGCGUCAAACAAGCACUGGCAGGUAUGACGGGGGUAGACGAGCUCUCAGACAGCACAGAAGUGGUUGAGAUGGAGGAUGUGAAUCCCACCCAGUUCCAGGUGGAGAAGCACACAUGGGAUGGCCUGCGGAAGAUCAUCCACAAUGGCCGCAAGUACACAGGCGUGGUCAUCAACAAGGCUCCACACGACUUCCAGUUCAUCCAGAAAGAUGAAACCAGUCCGCACUCCCACCGCAUCUACUACCUUGGAAUGCCUUACGCCAGCAGGGAAAAUGCUUUACUCUACUCAGACAUUCCCAAGAAGGUCCGCAAAGAUGCUCUGUUGGUUUUGAAUUGGAAACAAAUGCUGGAUCGCUUUCAGGCCAGCCCUCUCCACGGGGGCUUCUCACGGGAGGAGGAGCUGCUGCGGGAGAGGAAACGUUUGGGGGUGUCUGGCAUCACCUCCUAUGAUUAUCACCGACCCAGUGGCCUCUUCCUGUUCCAGGCCAACAGCAGUCUGUACUACUGCCGUGACGGUGGAAACAACACCUUCAUUACGUCUCCCAUGAAGCCUGUCGAGAUAAAGAGCCAGAGUGCAGGCACACGCAUGGACCCCAAGAUCUGCCCCGGGGACUCCAACUUUAUCGGCUUCAUCCACAACAAUGACAUAUGGGUGACGAGCAUUGAGACGGGUGAAGAGAGGAGGCUCACCUUCUGCCAUAAAGGUAUUGACAACCCAAAAGAGGACCCCAAAUCUGCCGGCAUAGCCACUUUUGUCACGCAGGAAGAGUUUGACCGCUUCACAGGAUACUGGUGGUCGCCAGCUGCUCGUGAAGAAUCAGAUGGUGGUAAGACUCUGCAGAUUCUGUACGAGGAGGUGGACGAGUCUGAGGUUGAGAUCAUUCAUGUUCCAUCUCCGGCUUUGGAGGAGCGGCAGACGGAUGUCUACAGAUACCCACGUGCAGGCAGCAAGAAUCCCGACAUUACUCUCAAAAUAGCAGAAAUCAGGACGGACAAUCUUGGCAAAAUUGUCAGCACACAGGAGAAAGUGCUGCCUGCUCCCUUCACCAGCCUGUUCCCUAAUGCUGAGUAUAUCACCCGUGCUGGAUGGACAAAAGACGGCAGAUAUGCGUGGGUGGUUAUGAUGGACCGACGACAGCAGUAUCUCCAGCUGGUCCUGCUGCCUCCAGCGCUCUUCAUCCCCGCGCAUCAGGACGAGGCCAGCAGGCAGGAGAGCCUGGAGGCCCUCGGAGACGCCGUCCAGCCCUUCGUCAUCUACCAGGAGACUAGCGACAUCUGGAUCAAUGUCCAUGACAUCUUCCAUCCAUUCAUCCAAACCAGUGAUGAUGAGAUCACCUUUAUCACAGUAAAUGAAUCAAAAACAGGUUUCUGCCACUUGUAUAAGAUCACCUCAGUGUUACAGCGGGGCAGCUACAACUGGGCCAAAGGCUACACACACUCUGAAGAUGAUUUCAAAUGUCCAGUUAAAGAGGAGGUGACAAUAACCAGCGGGGAGUGGGAGGUGCUGGCCAAUCACGGAGCGAAGCGUUCGUCCAGUCCUCAGAUUUGGGUGGACGAGAAAGCAAAGCUGGUUUACUUCCAGGGAACCAAAGACUCUCCUCUUGAGCAUCACCUUUAUGUUGUGAGCUACGACUCCCCGGGGGAAAUUGUCCGACUCACCAAACCUGGUUUUUCCCACAGCUGCUCAGUGAGCCAGACCUUUGACUUGUUUGUCAGUCAUUACAGCAGCUUGACCACAUCACCUUGUGUGCACGUCUACAAGCUGCAGGGCUCUGAAGACGACCCACUACACAAAGAGCCUGAGUUCUGGGCGAGCAUGAUGGAGUCCAGUGUUUUCCCGUACGAAACCAGUCCUCCAGAGAUCUUUAGCUUCACAGGGAAGUCGGGCUUCGAGCUGUACGGCAUGCUGUACAAACCAGACAACCUGGUUCCUGGCAGGAAGCAUCCCACCGUUGUUUUUGUCUACGGCGGUCCGCAGGUCCAGUUAGUGAAUAACUCUUAUAAAGGAGUGAAGUACCUGCGGCUGAGCACGCUGGCGUCUCUGGGCUAUGUCGUGCUGGUCAUUGAUGGACGAGGGUCCUGUCAGCGGGGUCUCAAGUUUGAAGGAGCUGUGAAGGACAAAAUGGGCCAGGUGGAGAUUGAAGACCAGGUGGAGGGUUUGCACUACGUAGCUGAGAAGUACAAGUUUGUAGACUUGAGUCGUGUUGCUAUCCACGGCUGGUCGUAUGGAGGCUUCCUCUCCCUCAUGGGCCUCAUCCACAAACCUGACGUCUUCAAGGUUGCCAUUGCAGGAGCUCCGGUCACGUUAUGGAUGGCCUACGACACCGGCUACACAGAGCGAUAUUUGGACACGCCUGAAAAAAACCAGAAGGGAUACGAGGCUUGUUCAGUCGCACUGCAUGUCGACAAACUCCCCACUGAGCCCAACAGGUUGCUGAUCCUUCACGGGUUUCUAGAUGAGAAUGUGCACUUUUUCCACACCAACUUCUUGGUGUCUCAACUCAUCCGGGCAGGCAAGCCUUACAGCCUGCAGGUGUAUCCCAACGAGCGACACAGCAUCCGAUGUCCGGAGUCUGGAGAGCAUUACGAGAUCACGCUGCUGCACUUCCUCCAGCAGAACCUCUGAUAAGCCUUUCUACACACUGACCUUCCCUUUCUCACUUCCUAACCUCCUCUUCUUGUCUCCUCUUCUCCCUUUCCUCCAUUUAUUUAAACCUGCACCUCCUCCCACUCGAUUUUAUGAUGCUCUGAAUGCAAGCUAUGCCAAACCACAUCACACCUCAAGAGUUGUUUCAUCAGUCUUAAAGGUGCUGAAGCAUUUUAGCAUCAAUUAAAGAUUACAAUAUUGAUAUUCAGAUUUUAGUGGAGUCACCCUGAAUGAGACCAUCACUGAGAGAAAAAAGUCUUCACACUGUAUUUGACAGUGGAGUGGGAUCUGCUAAAUUGCUUUAAGCCCCAAAACAAGCAGAGGGCGCCAUUCGCCCAGAACAAACAGGGCUGAGGCUUUUUAAUGUCGACAGGUGGUGGAACGAAAAAAAAUCACAGUGAUGAUGUUGAUGAUGAAAAUGUUGAUUGUUUCACCAUAAACAGAAUUUUUCAGCAAUGCAAAAAGUAUAGAAGUUGACCUGCCGCGUGCAGACGUGUGCAGCUUUCUCUCUUUUUUUGUGCCUAUUCCUUUUUUAUUGAGCUGUCACUUUGUUUUUUUGGGACCCAACUCAUAAAGUUGUUGUUUUCCUGUGUCUGCAAAUAAACACUGGAGUGAAGAUAGUAAACAUGAAACUCUAUAAGAGCACACAAGCGAGCUCUUAACCCCCUUUGUGGUGUAUUCUGUGCCCUCGUGUGCUCUCAUAGAUAACCUUUUAUGUACUGUGCCACACUUUGGCAGAUUUACAAGGAAAAAAAAAGUUACAUGCCACAUUUUUAUUGUGUAUUGUUAAAAAAUAUUUUUAUGAAUACUUAUGCAUUCAUAGAAGGUGGAAAUAUGUAGCGACUUGUUGCUGUUUCACUCACUCGCUUGCUUUAAUUUCACGGAGAGCUUCUCUUUCUUCUUCUGCUGCUGAGGACUUUUGCACAUAUUACGUAUAUUUGCCUUGGUGCCAACAAACUGACUUAUAAGAUGAUGUAUGACACAACUGUUGGCAGUCUGAGGUGCCUUGCAAGAGUUAAAGAGCCCCCGCUCGUAUAGUAUAUAUCAGGGAAUCUGUCUGAGGACCUAAGACAAUAAAAUGCCUUGUUUCGUGUGCGUUUGAUGACCAUCUGUAUGAACUACCGUGACCUGUUUCAUGGUUAAAUGUACUCUCAGAUAUUGAAGAAAUAAACAGAAGUGAACAAUCUUUUCCAAA
Molecule: messenger RNA, 4090 nt
Organism: Epinephelus lanceolatus (giant grouper)
Lineage: Eukaryota; Metazoa; Chordata; Actinopteri; Perciformes; Serranidae
Product: dipeptidyl peptidase 9-like
Biological process (GO): proteolysis
Molecular function (GO): serine-type peptidase activity; dipeptidyl-peptidase activity
Source: RefSeq, a predicted model, not a curated record